Plasmodium cynomolgi strain B is the source of this 2310-nucleotide messenger RNA. RefSeq names its product tRNA modifying enzyme. NCBI's taxonomy places the organism in Eukaryota, Apicomplexa, Aconoidasida, Haemosporida, Plasmodiidae. The record is from RefSeq and is a predicted model, not a curated record. Gene Ontology annotation, cellular component: endoplasmic reticulum. The annotation marks the transcript as partial. Gene Ontology annotation, molecular function: 4 iron, 4 sulfur cluster binding; tRNA (N(6)-L-threonylcarbamoyladenosine(37)-C(2))-methylthiotransferase activity. The transcript has a single exon. Gene Ontology annotation, biological process: tRNA methylthiolation.
CAAGAUGAAUAACAAAUUAAAAAUUUUGACCCUUCUCUGUGUCGCCACCACCGGCACGUACUACAUAUGUGUGCACAAGAAGAAAGAAAUUAAACAGCUACUCAAUUCCAUGUUUGUAAAAAGCAAAAAGAAGAAGCACAGACGGAGGGACAGUGUGCGGAGGAAGAAUCGCAGUGCACGUAAGGCGAAGUCCUUGGCUAGCUUAGCACCGAUGGGAAGUGAAUCCGGAGAAGAAGAAAUUGUUCAUGUGAAUGAAGACACCUCUGUUAUCAGCUCAGAAAAUGAUUCAUAUUUUCUUGACGCGAGGGAAGAGACCCCACGGGGGGGGAAUGGCCUGGCAGGCGGCCACACCAAUGGGGGGAGCACGAGGAGGGGAGAAGCUUCCUCCGAAAAAGGAGAAGGAGAAGAAGGAGAAGAAAGCACCCUGACGGAUGUCGAAGAUAUUAACAACCUGAAUGACAGAGCAAGUUACAACGUUGUGCAGAUAAAGGCAAAGCAUAGAAGCAGGGGGAAAUACCUGAAUGGGCUCCGGAAUGGAACCCCCCAAAAAGGGGUCCCUCCAAAGGGGGUCCCUCAAAAGGGAGUGCCUUCAAAGGGAGUGCCUUCAAAGGGGACCCCUCAAAAGGGACUUCCCCACGAAGAGGAAGAUUUCCAAUGUGCGGAUAACUUAAAAGAAUGCGGAGUCAUCCUCCCGGAGAAAUACAAAAUAUAUUUCAAGUCCUUCGGAUGCGCACACAACAGCUCGGACUCUGAAUUUAUGAUGGGACUGCUGGGGAACUAUGGAUUUCAGUUUGUUAAAAGUGUGGAAGAGUGUGAUAUUUGCAUAAUUAAUAGCUGCACGGUGAAAAAUCCAAGUGAGGAAAGUAUGAAGACCAUUAUCAAUUAUGUGCAUAAGUUGAAUAAGGCUAACAGGAGGAGGGCGACUGGUCAAAUGGGUAAAAAAGGGAAAAGGGGAAAAAAUGGAGAACUUGGGAAAAAGGGACCAACAGAUGAGGGUGAACAGGACCCACAUGCGGAUUAUCUCACCACGUCAUCUUCUGGAAUCUCGGAUUUUGAGCAGGACAAGGGGUGCGGGAAGGGAGAAGCCAGCUGCUGCGCGGAAGAAGCGUGUGCAUGUGCGCCAGCCAAGGGAGAUUCGGGUUUGGUCAAAAGAGAAGCAGUGAAGAAAACGGAAAAGGAAGCGGUGAAGGGAGCGGCCGCGACAGCCCCCCGCGGAGAUAUCAAAAUUAUCGUCUGCGGAUGUGUGCCGCAAGCGGAGAAGGACAUGGAGAUAUUCGAAAACGUGUCGCUCGUGGGGGUAAGCAAUAUUGACAAAAUCGUGGACGUCGUGGAGAAUGUGAUUAACGGGUACAAUGUGCGCUACCUGAAGCAGGGGAAAAAAAUGACCUCACUAAAUCUCCCGAAAAUAAGAAAAAACAAGUACAUAGAAAUCAUCAAUAUUAACAACGGGUGCUUGGGAAACUGCACCUACUGCAAGACCAAAUUUGCCAGAGGGGACUUAGCUAGCUAUAACAUACCCGAUAUUAUUAACAGAAUAAAGCAUGUGUGCAGUGAGGAAAAUAUAAAAGAAAUUUGGUUGACGUCGGAAGACACAGGGGCAUAUGGAAUAGAUUUAAAUACCAAUAUCGUCAAACUACUUAAAGAAAUUCUGGACACCAUUUCCAACAGCGACGUUAUGAUCCGCCUAGGCAUGACGAACCCACCGUACAUUCUGAAACACGUCAAAGAUAUAUGCAAUUUGUUAAAGCAUAAAAAUAUGUACGAGUUUAUUCACAUCCCUGUUCAGAGCGGCAGUAACAGAGUGUUAAAAAAUAUGAACAGGGAAUAUCAAAUUGAAGAUUUUAUAUACUUAGUGGAAAAUUUAAGGAAGGAUGUUCCAAAUAUAACCAUUGCAACGGAUAUUAUAUGCGGAUUUCCAUACGAAAUGGAGAAUGAUCACGUGGAAACUGUCGACUUGGUAAAAAAAUAUCAAUUUCCGAUACUUAACAUUUCCCAGUUUUAUCCCAGAAGGGGCACUGUAGCUUAUGGCAUGAAAAAAAUUAACACAAAAAUUGUGAAAAAAAGAUCGAGAGAAGUAACGGAUGCGUUUCUUUCCUAUACGAACAAUUACAAAUUUUUGGAAGGAACUACGCAGAGGGUUCUAUUCACGGAAGUGUCCACAAAAAGUGAUGACCUUAUUGGGCACACGAAACAGUAUGUUAAGGUGUUGCUGCAAAACAGGAACAAUGAAAACGCCCAUUUGUUGAGCCAUUUCGCCAACUGCAAAAUUGUUUCAGCUCAUAAAUGGCACGUAGUUGCGGAACUGGCGUG